This is a messenger RNA of Chara braunii, 1082 nucleotides long. The record is from the annotation of a GenBank genome assembly. NCBI's taxonomy places the organism in Eukaryota, Viridiplantae, Streptophyta, Charophyceae, Charales, Characeae.
GUGCGUUGAUUCGACAAUUGCAGAAGUACUGUCUAAUUGGAUACGGCCAUCCAAGGUCUGCGUCGGAGCAGUCAUCUCGUGCGAACACGCGUAAGCGCGACUUGAUUCGCGCAGCAUGCACGUGCUCGCACGCGGUGACCGCCAUCGGUACAAACCCGCCCUUAGACAUCUCGUUACUCUGCGAAGACAUAAUGACUCACUCAAAGAGCUCGGAGUCAUUGUUGGUUACAUCGUGACGCGUGGAGGAUUGUGGCCUGACUCGAGAAAGGUCGUGGCGGUGAGAGAAGCUCCAGUUCCCACGUCGCUGACGCAGGUUCGAGCCUUCUUGGGGUUGGCAUCGUACUAUCGCCGUUUCAUCAAAGGCUUCGCCGCGAUUGCACGGCCACUAACGAACGUGUUACGAAAAGACCAGCGUCUCAGUUGGGAUGCGGAGGGUGAGGCCUUCGCGACCCUCGAAGACGCUCUGGUGAUGGCACCUAUUUUGAUCCGACCGGACCCCUCGAAACGGUUCAUUCUUAUCACGGACUGGCAACCGAAAGCUAUUUCCACUAUUUUAGCGCAGAAGGGGAACGAUGGUCGCGAACACGUGAUCGAGUACGCGUCGCGAAUGGUGUCAGACGAACGGAGGAAUGACUCAGCACCCCAAGGCGAAUGCUAUUGGUCGGCGUGUUUGGAGGCGCCCGAAAGCAGCCGCAACCCACCGUCACAGCGCGGUUAUCUAGACCCGCACGAGAUAGUCGAUCUCGCCUUCUUUCAAUAUCGGACGGCCUCCGAGAACGAAGAGGUAGAGAUUGAAGCAGAAGAGGAAAGCUCAGAGGAAGAAGAAGAAGUGGAAGAAGAGGCCGACGAGGAAGAAACUCCCGAAGAGGGGAGUUACAGUGAGCACAGCGAAGGGGAGCAAAGUGAGGAGGAGGAGGAGGAAGAAGAACAAGACGACGAGGAGGAAAAAGAAGAAGACCAGGAGGAGCUAGAAGAAUCGGAGUGGGAAGGAUUUGAGGAGGAAGUGCGUGACGACGCUCGGGCGCAAGCCUAGGCGCACAAGAGGGAAGAGAUGGCGGCCGGGAAGCGACAGCUGGAAUUCG